AUGGAACACCAGAAUUUAGACAAAACGAUAUCUACAGCUCUUAUGCUGCCUAAAGAGAACGGUGAUGAAAAAAUAGUAAUAAUAACCCCCCCUAACGGGGUGGGAAAGAUUUUGAUAAGGGAGGAUACGGUUUUAGCGUGUGCGGGUUGUGGAAGAGGACCUUUUAAUUGUGGUGGGGUUAAAAAACAGUGGAGCGGUUUAUGUUGGGGGAAACAACCUGAAAAGAACUAUUAUUUUUUGAUCGUACUGCUGUCGGUCACGUUCGUGCUAAGUGUGAUCGGGACGAUCUGUUUUUGUUUCACAAAUACUAUCAACAAUGCUAUUCUAUCUAGCAUGGUGAUUAGAAACAAUUCAUUAGCGUACAAUAUCUGGAGGCGACCAAACGUCCAACCUCUCAUGAAGGUACACCUCUUUAACUACACCAACUGGGAGAAGGUUAAAAGGGGAGAAGAGAAGAAGCUGCAUGUCGAAGAAGUGGGGCCUUACGUCUAUUCGCAACAACUCGAAAGGGUGAACAUCCACUUCAACGGUGAUAAACUGUCAUUCCAGGAACGGAACCGUUUCACGUACUUACCGAACGACAGCAAUGGAGCCCACUUUGACCAAGUCUUGGUCCCAAACUUACCUUUACUUGGUUUACUAGCUAUGGCUCAGAAUAUGGACUAUUUACCUCGGAUGGCUAUUUACCAAGCCAUGAUGUGGAAAUGGUCCGGUAUCGACCAUCCCGACCCGUUCGUUAGUCUUCCUGUGCACAGGUUCCUGUGGGGUUACGAGGACAGCAUUAUGAACGUAGCCAAAGCUUACUUAAGCUUCAAAGGACAGCUGAAGUUCGAUAAUUUCGGGUUACUGGUCACUAAAAACGGCACAGUCUCCGAGCGGUUUACGAUAAACACGGGGGAGAGAGAGAAGGAGAAGAUGAACACAAUAGAAAUGGUAGAUGGCCAGGACCACCUCUCGUUUUGGGGAACCCCCGAGUGUAACAGCAUAGAAGCCUCCGACGGGUCCAUCUUCCCACCAUCGCAACUCGACAGGAACCGUACCCUCUACGUGUAUUUCCCCAACCUCUGCCGAAGACUGCCCUUCACCUUUGAAAAGGACGUUGAGAUGUCUGACAACAUCCAGCUCAUGAGAUACCGUAUGCCGCUGAAUGUAUUCGAUGACCCCAAAAGCAACCCCCACAACCAGUGUUACUGUGAGAUAGAUACGGCCACUUGCCCCCCUAAGGGGGUCAUCAAUGUCACUAGGUGUACCAUGGGCGCUCCAGCUUUCAUCUCCUUCCCCCAUUUCUAUCUCGGGGAUCCGAUUCUUCGCGAGAACUUCACCGGAUUAAAACCCGAUCCAGACAAGCACGAUUCCUACUUAGAUUUGCAUCCGACACUAGGAUUGGCAUUACGCGGGAAAUCGAGCUUCCAAAUCAACAUACAAGUGAGAAAAAGUAAUAUGUUGUCAUCUCUAGACUUUUUGCAACAAGGAAUGAUCCUGCCCGUGGCCUGGAUCGAAAUGGGCGUUGAUGACCUUCCCGAAAGCUUACGGACCCUCGUCUACCACGGCACUUAUUCAACAGCUGCAGUCCAGCUGGGAUUAACCAUCAUCUGCGUCCUAUCUCUCAUAGGAUCGGGCUUAUGCCUAUUGGUACUAUACGUGCGACGGAAACAGCGGCCUUGCGCAACUUUAAAAGUAAAACCACCUCGACGAAGUUGA
Molecule: messenger RNA, 1701 nt
Organism: Arctia plantaginis
Lineage: Eukaryota; Metazoa; Arthropoda; Insecta; Lepidoptera; Erebidae
Source: the annotation of a GenBank genome assembly